This is a messenger RNA of Balaenoptera acutorostrata (minke whale), 5324 nucleotides long. It is a transcript of the gene SGPL1, whose product is annotated as sphingosine-1-phosphate lyase 1. Gene Ontology annotation, molecular function: pyridoxal phosphate binding; sphinganine-1-phosphate aldolase activity. Gene Ontology annotation, biological process: sphingolipid catabolic process; carboxylic acid metabolic process. The transcript has 21 exons. Lineage: Eukaryota; Metazoa; Chordata; Mammalia; Artiodactyla; Balaenopteridae. The record is from RefSeq and is a predicted model, not a curated record. Bases 1200 to 2906 code for a protein of 568 amino acids. Gene Ontology annotation, cellular component: endoplasmic reticulum.
UCUGCCCGGAGGUGCCCGGGGGAGCUGGGCAGGAAUGAAGAGACCAGCUCUGGAUGUUGCCUGGAGGGAGGAGGGCAGAGAGAAGGCACCAUCGCACACCCACAGUCCCUAGCCCCGGCUCUACCACCCCACGCGUCAGCAGAGGACGAAUGUUCUUCCGUGGGGAGGUGGGUCGCAGCCGGCAGAUUCCCCUCCACCACCACCACUCGGACCCCACGUCGGGGAAGCCCAAAUGCCGAGCUCCUGGGGGAGCAGCCAGAGCCUUGUCAUAUUCCCGGAAACAGCCAGCCUCCGUGGGGCAGCCUGGCCUCUGGUCCCUUUCUUGCUGGAAACCACCUCCUGGUGGACCUCCAGGCCGUCCACCUGAGAUGACCAAGCAGGCAGAGGAAGAGGGGAAGACACAGAGCCUCUUGACCUGGAACUCCGAGGAACACCUGCUCCCUGCAUCACUUCAGCAUUAUCCACAACAGCCAAAAAGCAAAACAACCCAAAUGUUCAUCGAUGGAUGAAUGGAUAAACAAAAUGGAGUAUAUACAUACAAGGGAAUAUUCAGCCUAAAAAAGGAAGAAAAUUCUGGCACAUGCUACAACAUGGAUGAAUCUUGAGGACUCUAUGACUGCAGAGCUGCUGAGAAAGAUCUCAUCUGUUCACAGUCUACCCUCAAAAUACACAGUUUAUUGUAAAGGGUAUUAUAAAGGAUACAGAGGAACAGCCAGAUGAAGAGGUACCUAGGGCAAGAGCCCGUGUGCAGGAGCAUCUGUCCCUUUGGAACUGGGGUGUGCCGCUCCCAACAUGUGGACGUCUCACCAACCUGGAAGCUCUUCAGACACCAUCCUUCUGGGUUUUUAUGGAGGCUUCAAUAGAGAUGGACGCCCUCUCCUUCUACCCUGACCCUGAGCUCCGGAUAUAGCUGCUGCCCGCCCAGCUGUCCAAAGCCCAGCUCCUCUGAGCAUCGCUGACCUCGAUGGAAGUCUCCAGGAAGGAGACAAGGAGCAAAUCUCUGAGUCACUCAUUAAGAUCCCAAAGGCCUCUCUGGAGACCCAUCUCGAGUCGUUGUUAUGGAUCAGUUUGAACAGUGCUCUGCAGGCUGACUCUCUCAGGGGCUCCAAGUGACCAAAAGUGACCAGCAAGUUGGUUUUUAAAAAGGGAGACUGAAGAAGCCAGAGGGGAGGCACUGAAAGGACGCCUGGAAGAGGAAGAUGCCGAGUACGGACCUUCCGAUGUUGAAGGCCUUUGAGCCCUACUUCGAGAUUUUGGAAGUGUAUUCCACAAAGGCCAAGAAUUAUGUAAACGGGCAUUGCACCAAGUAUGAGCCCUGGCAGCUAAUUGCAUGGAGUGUCGUGUGGACUCUGCUGAUAGUCUGGGUAUACGAGUUUGUCUUCCAGCCAGAGAGUUUAUGGUCAAGGUUUAAAAAGAGAUGUUUUAAGCUUAUCCGGAAGAUGCCUAUUAUUGGUCGUAAGAUCCAAGAUAAGUUGAACAAGACCAAGGAAGAUAUUAGCAAGAAUAUGUCAUUCCUGAAAGUGGACAAAGAUUACGUGAAAGCCCUGCCCUCUCAAGGAAUGAGCCCGGCUGCAGUUCUGGAGAAGCUCAAAGAAUACAGCUCUAUGGAUGUCUUGUGGCAAGAAGGGAAAGCCUCCGGAGCGGUGUACAGUGGGGAGAAGGAGCUCACUGAACUCCUUGUGAAGGCUUAUGGAGAUUUUGCAUGGAGUAAUCCACUGCAUCCAGAUAUCUUCCCAGGACUACGUAAGAUAGAAGCAGAGAUUGUGAGGAUGGCUUGUUCCCUAUUCAGUGGGGGACCAGAUUCCUGUGGAUGUGUGACCUCCGGGGGGACAGAAAGUAUUCUGAUGGCCUGUAAAGCUUAUCGGGAACUGGCCUUCGAGAAUGGGAUCAAAACUCCAGAAAUUGUAGCCCCCCAGAGUGCCCAUGCUGCAUUUGACAAAGCAGCCAACUAUUUUGGGAUGAAGAUUAAACGGGUUCCACUGAACAAAGUGAUGGAGGUGGAUGUUCGGGCAAUGCGAAGAGCCAUCUCCAGGAACACUGCCAUGCUCGUCUGUUCUGCCCCACAGUUUCCGCACGGUGUGAUAGAUCCUGUCCCUGAUGUGGCCAAGCUGGCUGUCAAAUACAAAAUACCUCUUCAUGUGGACGCUUGUCUGGGGGGCUUCCUCAUCGUCUUUAUGGAGAAAGCCGGAUACCCGCUGGAGCAACCAUUUGAUUUCCGGGUGAAAGGUGUGACCAGCAUUUCAGCUGAUACUCAUAAGUACGGCUACGCCCCCAAGGGCUCUUCAGUGGUGUUGUACUCUGACAAGAAGUACAGGCACUAUCAGUUCUUCGUUGACACAGAUUGGCAGGGCGGCAUCUACGCUUCCCCAACCAUCGCGGGCUCACGGCCUGGUGGCAUCAGUGCAGCCUGUUGGGCCGCCCUGAUGUACUUCGGUGAGAGCGGCUACGUUGAAGCUACCAAGCAGAUCAUCAAAACCACUCGCUUCCUCAAGUCAGAACUGGAAAAUAUCAAAGGCAUCUUUGUUUUUGGGAAUCCUCAAUUGUCAGUCAUUGCUCUGGGCUCCCAUGAUUUUGACAUCUACCGACUAUUCAACCUGAUGAAUGCCAAAGGCUGGAGCUUGAACCAGUUGCAGUUCCCACCCAGCAUACAUUUCUGCAUCACGUUGGUACACACCCGUAAGCGAGUAGCGAUACAGUUCCUAAAGGACAUCCGGGAAUCUGUCACUCAAAUCAUGAAGAAUCCGAAAGCAAAGACCACAGGAAUGGGUGCGAUCUACGGCAUGGCCCAGGCUACAGUCGACAGGAACCUGGUGGCAGAAUUGUCCUCCGUCUUCUUGGACAGCCUUUUCAGCACAGACACUGUAACGCAGGGCAGCCAGAUGAAUGGUUCUCCAAAACCCCGCUGAGCUGGGAUCCUCCGUGGCCCCGAGGUGCAUCUGGCCUUCAGAAGGUGCUCGGGGUGUGGGACAGGCCACGAGGUUUCAACAUCUGGUCUUUGCUCCAUAGAGCACAACGAAGCAGACCGUGAGACAGCUUGAUCCUCAGGAUUCUUGUUUCCAUCCUUUUGUGGUUUUUAAUGUGAAGACUCUAAAGGAUUCCAAGAUGUAAUUAUUUUGCCCUUGUUCUAAAUGUUACCCUGGGAAUUGUUUUAACUAUUUCCUUCUCCUCUAACCUCUCUUGCUUUCGGCUUCACUUAAUCACGGUGUGGCAGCUCUGACCUGUCCUGACUCCUUAGGGAAGCUGGGCUACAGUUUACGAGAUAGGAAAAGGUUUGCUUUGUUACCUCAGGCAGGUGGGCUAGUCAGACGGGAAGUGUUCCAUAACCGAGGUUUCCCUCGGUGGGGGUGAGGUCUGCUCUAAGCAGGCUUCUCCAGUCCGCCUCUGUGAGUGCUUAGCUGUCUCAGGGUCCCUUCUGUUGCAGCUUGUGUUGUCUCUUGAGGACACAGCUUGACCAGCCAUUGUUCUUGUUAUGCGGGGCCGGCGUGGUCCAGCAGAUCUGCUCAGUCCACCCAGGCAGGGUCUGGAGCAGUCGUGGGUCCUCGUCUGUGCCUGCAGUUCCCAUUUGAUACUCGGUUGUCAUCAUCUUUGAGGAAAUUAUGCUCCCACUGGUUUGUUCCUGUUUCCAUGGACGAGGAAGAGAAUCUAGGACCUUCUGGGGCUCUGGCGCUGCCUCUCUGAAUUGGCAGUGUGAGAGCACACCUCAACUCUCUCGGGCUGGUGAUGAUCGGAACCAGGCCCUUUUCUAUACUUUUCUGAGGAUCAGAGUGGGGUGAGCACCCAAAUUCAAAUGUGUCACCAGAGUUGGCAGCAGUCCUCGCCUCCCUGCUGCUCUGAGCCGUCAAGCAUGUUUGUUUGCCUGAGGGAGCAGCUCAAAGCAGCUUCACAAAUUGCCUUGACUUACCCGAGGUGGGUGUCAGGAGCGCAUGAGAGAGCCCCCAAGGCAAGGAAAAUCUCUCUCCAUUCUGUGUUCUUCCUGCCUCUUCCUCCUUUAUUCAGCUCCCAAAGGUACGACAGCAGUUAAGCCUCAGGUACUGCAAGCUCCUUGGCCCUGGCUAGGAUGAGGUAAACUUUCUGGAAUAGGAAGACAUGAUGGCAAGUGUCAGCUGUGGCCUAGGGCCCGGGAUUCCUUCGUAAGACUAGUUGCUCAGGGUGGCGCAGGGACAGGACCCAACCCUGCACCCACUCCCCACCCUCUGCCUGCCACACGGGGCGCUGAUCUAGGUUGAGCCAGUGUCCUACUCUCGUGCUGACACACCCUGUGCCUUCUUCCUCAACGGGGACACGCUGCUCCUGACCCGGGCAGAGGGGAGCUGGAUCAGUCCUUGAGGCUUUCACCUGGGUAGGGGCAAGUCGGGAGGAACUUUCCUUUGUCCCCCUACCCCUCUCAGGGACUCCUGAAUAUUCAGCCUCUUCAGGCUGGCCUCCUCUAGCCUUCUUCGCUGGGAACGCCGGCCGGGAGAGCCACGACACCCGGACUUCCCGCCAGCUCCUUGGCACGGCUGUCUGAAGUGUUCUUUAGCUCUGUACUUCCUCCACACUAACUGUGGCCAGCUGGCUGUGUCGUUGCAGGGCUGCUGUGGUGUGUUUCAUCCUGUCUUCUGUGGGUUCCAAGGAUGGUUCGGGUGUGUUUGUGUUUGUUAGAGGCUGAGAUCCUUCGGACGUGAGAGUCACGUUCCCUCUGGUGGCUGAACUGCUGGGCACCUUCUGAGAGAGAGACUGUGCAUGAACCGUCCCUGGAUCUCCAGUGUGUUCAGGUUGGAUAGAGGAAGUCCAGGGGCCCAGAACCACCCGGCAGGCACCACUGUGGUUUGUCAGCUGCUAAAAUGGAGAAGCACGUGCCCUGCAGAGUGUGCUGUUGCUUCCGGUGUCUCCCAGGACCUUCCUCUGCGCUGUGACAUUGCUUGGGGUGGUGGGGGGUGGCACGAUGGUGUUUUCCAAAGGGACCUGCUGUUGCCACUUUAGGUUAUGAUCACGAGCCUCCAUCUGACCCAACACUUGUGGGCUUUCUACUCUGUACACCUGUGCACAUGAGUAACAGUCUGGCAGAGGUGGGUGGAAUGUCUUGAUGAUGUCUUGUUGCCAGCAGGUGUCACAUCGGCCUCUGUAAAAACUGUACUCAUUUCUGGGUUAGAAUUAAGUAGUCGCAUGAAUAUACUGCCAUGUCACUUUUAACAUGACCAGUUUUAUACUUGGAAAACGGUACUUGUCUCUUCUAGAUCUUUUCUGUCUUUAACCUCCCCCCUUUUCCAUCUCAAGGCUCCCUUCCUAAUUGCAGCAAUAAUCUCUUACGAAGCAAUUAAGUAAUAAAAUGUCCCAAAUUUUAA